GGAUGGCCGAGCGCUGCUCAGCGCUGAGAAUCGGCGAGCCCCAUCUGCAGCGACGGCAUACAAAUACAAAGAUUGAAGGGGAUUCCGGCUCUGGUAGAAGCUUCUGGCCUCGUUUGCAUCUCCCACGGGUCACCGAGACACGUACACACGCAAUGGGUUCCAUAACGGCUACCACGACAAUCACGACGCCAGCCUCCGUCCCAGAUCUGAAAAAUGUCACACUGCUGGAACAGUCGCCGUACCUCGUUGGCUUAAUGACUAUUCUCCGGAACGCAGAGACAGACAGCUCCGAAUUCGGGUCCUGCGUGGAUAGAGUUGCUCGUCUGGUCGUCGCUUCGGCAUUGAGCCAUGUCCCCACCGUUGAAACCCAAAUCAAGACCCCCACAGGAGUGACAUACACCGGACGAAAGCCGGCAAAGAAGGUCUGCGGAGUGAGCGUCCUCAGAGCGGGGGCGAGCAUGGAGUCGGCCCUUCGGGAAUGCUGGGCGUAAGCACCCCUUGACUGACGACUUUCAA
Molecule: messenger RNA, 516 nt
Organism: Monascus purpureus
Lineage: Eukaryota; Fungi; Ascomycota; Eurotiomycetes; Eurotiales; Aspergillaceae
Source: the annotation of a GenBank genome assembly